GGCUGCUUCCCCAUUGUAGAAGCUGCGCCGUGAGGAGGACGGCGUGCUGCUCCUGGCGCGGGGCUGCGGGGAAUCUCGGCGAGCCGAAGCCCUGGCGUCUUUUUAGGGUGCGGCGGAGAGGGCCCUGGCGUUUGGGGAGUGGGCCGGGAGGAGGACCGGAGCAGGAAAAGGACUCUGUGGGGGUCUGGGUGAGAGACUAUGGGGAAGGACCAGGAGCUGUUGGAAGCUGCUCGCACUGGCAAUGUGGCUCUGGUGGAGAAACUCCUGUCUGGCAGGAAAGGAGGGAUCCUGGGCGGUGGAUCCGGACCUCUGCCCCUGUCUAAUCUGCUAAGCAUCUGGCGAGGUCCCAACGUGAACUGCACAGACAGUUCGGGUUACACCGCUCUGCACCACGCAGCCUUAAAUGGACAUAAGGACAUAGUUCUCAAACUUCUUCAGUACGAGGCAUCAACAAAUGUAGCAGACAACAAAGGUUACUUUCCCAUUCAUCUGGCUGCCUGGAAGGGAGAUGUGGAGAUUGUGAAGAUUCUCAUUCACCAUGGACCUUCACAUUCCAGAGUCAAUGAACAGAACAACGAGAACGAAACCGCACUGCACUGCGCAGCUCAGUAUGGACACUCAGAAGUGGUCGCUGUUCUCCUGGAAGAGCUCACGGACCCCACGAUCAGGAACAGCAAACUUGAGACACCGCUGGACUUGGCAGCACUCUAUGGACGGCUGAGAGUGGUGAAGAUGAUCAUCAGCGCGCACCCGAACUUAAUGAGCUGUAACACUCGGAAGCACACGCCGCUUCACCUUGCUGCCCGCAAUGGUCACAAGGCCGUUGUACAGGUUCUGCUGGAGGCAGGCAUGGAUGUGAGCUGCCAAACAGAAAAGGGGAGUGCUCUCCAUGAAGCGGCUUUGUUUGGGAAGGUGGAUGUGGUGCGAGUUCUAUUAGAAACAGGAAUUGAUGCCAACAUAAAGGACAGUUUAGGAAGAACUGUCUUAGACAUCCUGAAAGAGCACCCUUCUCAGAAGUCUCUCCAGAUUGCCACGCUCCUGCAAGAGUAUUUGGAAGGCACGGGAAGGCCAGCAGUCCCGGAAGAGCAUGCGCAGGAAGAUACAACACACGAGACACACCUUUCCUCUCCUGCUGAGUCUCCUUCCCAAAAGACUAAAAGUGAAACUGUCACUGGAGAACUAUCAAAGCUUCUGGAUGAAAUAAAACUCUGCCAAGAAAAGGAUUAUUCCUUUGAAGAUUUGUGCCACACGCUUUCAGGCCACUACUUAGAUAAUUUGAGCAAGAUUUCAGAGGAAGAACUUGGGAAAAAUGGAAGCCAGAGUGUAAGAACUUCAUCUACAAUAAAUUUGUCACCAGGAGAAGUGGAAGAGGAGGAGGAGGAUCCGAACACUUGUGGACCCACAGGACUUUGGGAAGCACUAACUCCGUGUAACGGAUGUAGGAACCUGGGCUUUCCCAUGCUUGCACAGGAGUCUUAUCCAAAGAAGAGGAAUUACACCAUGGAAAUUGUGCCAUCUGCUUCUCUGGACACAUUCCCUUCGGAAAAUGAAAACUUUCUUUGUGAUCUCGUGGACACAGCUGUUACAAAGAAACCUUGCUCCUUAGAAAUCGCAAGGGCACCUUCUCCGAGAGCUGAUAAUGCCUCUGAGGUAGCAAUUACUGCUCCAGGAACUAGUCACCAUAGGAACAGCUCUACAGGCCCAACACCUGACUGCUCACCUCCAUCUCCCGACACUGCCCUAAAAAAUAUUGUAAAAGUUAUCCGACCCCAGCCAAAACAACGAACAUCUAUUGUGUCUUCUCUGGAUUUCCAGCGAAUGAAUCAUAACCAAGAAUACUUUGAAAUCAGCACAUCUACAGGGUGUACCAGCUUUACUUCUAGCCCUCCAGUUAGCCCGCCCACCUCUUCUGUGGAAACCACAGAAGUCAAGAACGAGGGAGCUGAACACACAGAUGACCUCUGUCAGCAGGAAGACAGUGACGCCCCAAGAGAAUAUGAUGCUGGGCAAUUUGCAGGUCUUCUCCAUGGAUCCUCUCCAGCCUGUGAGUCUCCUGAAAAUCCAUUUCAUCUGUAUGGAAAAAGAAAUCAAUGUGAAGACGGACCAGACGAAGCCAGUCUGGCAAACAGUCCUUUGCCUUUCAAACAGACUCCGAUAGAAAAUAACUCAGAGCCGUUGGUAAAGAAAAUUAAACCGAAAGUGGUCAGUAGAACAAUUUUCCACAAAAGAAGCCACCAGCUUGAGAACCACACCAUUGUUGGCACAAGAACACCUCGGAGUGGAUCCCGCCACGGAGGCCAGUGGGGUGUGAGCACAGGGGGCUUUGUGGAGAGAGCAUGUACUCUGGGGAGGAUAAGGUCAUUGCCUAAAGCCCUGAUUGACAUGCACCUAUCCAAAACUGUCUCUAAGUCCGAUUCUGAUCUCAUUGCCUACCCUACAAAGGACAAAGUGAGAGUUAACUGGAGCGAAUCAUCAACUGCCGAACGCAGUUCUAAAGAUAAUUCUGAAAGAACACCUUCCUUCACAUCUGAAUGGGAAGAAAUCGACAAAAUAAUGAAUUCUAUUGAUGUUGGAAUCAACAGUGAACUUGAAGAGAUGAAUGGACCCAGAUGCCCUGUCCAAACUGUGGGACAAUGGUUGGAAAGCAUUGGGCUACCUCAGUACGAGAACCACCUGAUGGCUAAUGGAUUUGACAAUGUACAGUUUAUGGGAAGCAAUGUUAUGGAAGAUCAGGAUUUGUUGGAAAUUGGAAUCCUUAAUUCUGGACACAGGCAGAGAAUUCUACAGGCAAUCCAGCUCCUUCCAAAGAUGAGGCCCAUUGGUCAUGAUGGCUACCAUCCCACCUCUGUAGCUGAGUGGCUGGAUUCCAUUGAGCUGGGUGACUACACCAAAGCCUUUCUCAUUAAUGGCUACACGUCAAUGGACCUGUUGAAAAAAAUCUGGGAAGUUGAACUUAUUAAUGUUUUAAAAAUCAGUUUGAUUGGCCACAGGAAACGCAUUUUGGCAUCUCUGGGAGACAGACUGCACGACGAGCCUCCACAGAAACCCCCUCGGUCCAUCACCCUCAGGGAACCCAGUGGUAAUCACAGUCCUCCUCAGUUGUCUCCAUCACUUAGCCAAAGCACUUACACCACUGGUGGCUCCCUAGACGUUCCUCACAUUAUCAUGCAGGGCGAUGCAAGGAGGAGAAGAAAUGAAAACUACUUUGAUGAUAUUCCCCGAUCAAAGCUGGAGAGGCAGAUGGCUCAGUCGUCUGUCUGUGAAAUAUGGACGAAUCAGAACGCUGGAUUUCCUUUCUCAGCGAUCCAUCAGGUUCAUAAUACAGGGGACUGGGGAGAACCUUCCAUCACCUUGCGACCUCCUAAUGAAGCCACAGCCUCAACUCCAGUCCAGUACUGGCAGCACCACCCAGAAAAGCUCAUUUUCCAGUCGUGUGACUACAAAGCUUUUUAUUUAGGUUCUAUGCUGAUAAAAGAGCUGAGGGGGACAGAAUCAACGCAAGAUGCUUGUGCAAAGAUGCGGGCUAACUGUCAGAAGUCGACGGAGCAGAUGAAGAAAGUCCCCACUAUUAUUCUUUCAGUCUCCUAUAAAGGAGUCAAAUUUAUUGAUGCAACAAAUAAGAACAUAAUUGCCGAACAUGAAAUUCGUAAUAUCUCCUGUGCUGCCCAGGACCCAGAAGACCUCUCAACAUUUGCUUAUAUCACAAAGGAUUUGAAGUCCAACCACCACUACUGUCACGUGUUUACUGCCUUUGAUGUGAAUUUAGCCUAUGAAAUCAUCCUAACACUGGGACAGGCAUUUGAGGUCGCUUACCAGCUAGCUCUACAAGCAAGAAAAGGGGGGCAUUCCUCCACACUUCCAGAAAGCUUUGAAAACAAGCCCUCCAAACCCAUCCCAAAGCCCCGCGUUAGCAUCCGAAAGUCAGUGCAGAUCGACCCUUCUGAGCAAAAGACUCUGGCCAAUCUGCCGUGGAUUGUGGAGCCGGGGCAAGAAGCCAAGAGGGGCAUUAAUACCAAGUAUGAAACCACGAUUUUCUGAUACUCGCCGCCCCGUCCUCGCGGUGCCUUGCUCGCCAAGCAGUCCCCGCAGCAGGCUUUACCUUCGCGCCUCCGUGUCCACCCGCCCGGGAGGAAGACCGCUCGGCUCGCGUGGCCUCGUCACGGGCGGAAGGCCGCCGGCCGCCCCCAGGGAGCUUUCUGCCAGCGAGACUCUGCCGCCCCUUAGAGGCGCGGGGGCCCGCGGGGCGCCCCGACCCGCCCCCGCCGCCCCCGAGGUACCGCUCACCCGCCCCGCGCUUGCUUUGCUUUAGCUGGGGAGGGCGCCCUCCGCAGGGGGCGGGCUGGGGCGGCCGGGGCUCCCCUGCGGCCCAAGAGCCUCCACAGCUGGGGUUGUUUCCACCGUCAGCGUCAGCCGUUUGGAAGGGGGAGGUCAGACCGGUCCUGCUAGCCCGCCCCACCCCAGAGCACCUGUAAAAUCCUCCGUGUCACAGUACAGUUUCAUGCAAAAAGACAGAGCAAGCCUCACGCUCGCCAGGAAAAUUCUGCCCCCCUCCCCCGAUUUCUAUAUUUGUGGAUUUUAUAUGUAAUCAACUAUGUCAGAUAAAGGAAACCUUUAUUGAAUGAUUCAAAAAUUUUAAAAAAAAGUGAUUUAAAACAGAGGAAUUUAUUAUGCACAGAAAAAUGUGUCUUGUAUUAAAUAUUUUUAUUAAAAGAGUGUUUCAUUAAUGCAUUCAUAAGAAAACUAGGUUUGUUGUGCGAGAUGUAUCUGGUUCCAUUUCAAAUGGCUACAUCUCGACUGUUGCUCGCCCUGAGGCCCUGGCUCAGCUGUGGUGAAACCCUGCCGCCAGCCCCUCCUCAAGCGCAGAACAGGCUAGCGCUCAGCCUGACCCAAGCGAUGACUCAGCCAUAGCCUGCGCAAGUUUUUUUUUUGGGUUGUUUUUUUUUUUUUUUUGGGUUGUUUUGUUUUGUUUUGUUUUAGCCUUUGGAGUGUUUUAAAGAACAUGUUUAACAAAAAAUAUAAUCUAGGGCUCCUGCUGUCAAGAUUUCUGUAAUGGAAACCUUGCUUAAGGACGGUGUUAAUAAAAUUCUAUUGCAAAAUUCUUUUAUAUAAAAAAUAAAUAACACAAAAAAAGAAGAAAUUCCAAAGUAAUAAAAACUUUUCUUGAAACAGAUUAAGAAGAUGUUUGCUUACUAUUUGAUUAAAUAAAUUUACUUACGUUUCUUUAAGGUAUUUUAAUUUUUUAAAUGUCUAUGUGGAAUAUUUGUAUGAUACCAUAAUGUAUAUUUCUGUAGAAUCAAAUUAUAUAAACAGUACCAAUAUCAUUAUAGAAAAAUAACAUUUUAAUGUAUAUUGUUCUAACCAAUCAUAUUGUGAAUCAUUUUGAAGUUCAUUAUAGCGAUAUUGAUAAAUUGUGAACUUGUCUUAAUGUUUUUUUAUUAACCAACAUUAUUUUAAACCUGAGAUUAUCACAUUCAUCAGUUGGUGAGUUUUGAAGAAAAAUUAAAUUUCAUCUCAACUGACAAAUGUAUACGGUUUUAGUUCAGUGUUGGAGAAUUUUAAUACAAUAUUAAAUUACUUGAACUGAAUAGUUCCUUGUAUAUACUUUGCCUAUUCAUUGUUGAUAUGUAUGUAGUAAACUGAGAGGAAAAAUAACACUAAACUAUGGUACCAAAAGGAACCUGUAUAGGAACAAAGCAGCCGGUAGCUUUGCUGAAACACAAGCGUGUGUGUAAAUAAGCUUAGGCUUCCAGUUAUACAUUUUGUAAUUUUUGUCAUUAUUUAUAUCCUAUAAAAAAAAGCACACAAAAUAAAACAGACGCUGUACAGUGACUGGUGCUUGGCAUGGUUCUGUGAGCACCUCCCACCCCCACUGAGGAGAGGCCCAGCCCUCUCAGCAUCCACAGAGAAAGAGGUUUGGGUUUUGUUUUGUUUUGCUUUGUUUUUUGUUUUUUCUCUUGGCAACAAUACUGAGAAACUUGCUCAUUUCCAAGUUCACACAGCCUGAAAAAGAAACACUAUCUCCAGAAGCUUGAAUUUCAGCCAGAAGCCAAGGUGUCUUUGCAUGGCCUUUGUAAAGUGGCAUAGCAGGGAGGGACUGGUAAGAUGGACAUUUUUAAAACAGUGGAGACGCGCCCUGCCCCCCAAAAUGGACUGCUUACGUAGCUCAACAUACAUUGCUUGCUUGGGAAAGUGUCCCAAGGGAUACAUCCCUCUACAUGGACUUUCGUCGUUUUCCGGGCCUGCGUAAGAGGUGGGAAAUGCGCCAGUCAGAGCCACACUGGUUCUGUGGCCAAUGGCCACCAUACGCCAAGUCCUUUGACCUUCAGAUCACCCAUUGCCCAAUCCAUGACUGCUAUCGUUGGGAACCCAAUGCAGUUUUAGGGUGUUCUCUGCCUGUCAUGCAGAAGCCUGGGACUUUGAACCCAAAAGAGCUAACCCAGUGAAAGUUCGGCUAAAAUGGCCCUUGGGACACCUCAGGCUGGGGCUUUCCACUCUGAUGCUUCCACUGGGCCAGUUCGUUUGUUUAUUUUUUUUCUCCAGUCUUCUUUCUAUAUCAUCACUGUUCAUGGCACUCAUGUUUGCAUCUGUAGUGAUUCCAGCAUGAAGUGCAGGGCACACUUCACUUAGGAGAGAUUUCGAUACAAGACUAGCAUAGUAGGUGGGACGGAACAGUCUUCUGGUACUGGUGCCAGCUUGAAGGGGCAGUAAGGACAGAGAGAGCCGUGUGGCAGGCUUAGCCUCUCCAGACUGGGGGAUACAGACAGUCGCAGUGAGCCUCAGAGAGAAGGCAGGGGAAGCCCUGAUGGCCCUCUCCAUUCCUCACCCAAGAACAGCUCGUGGCUAGACCAUGGCAGGGAGUGAGAGGGGCAUGCCUAGAGCAGAAAAGCCAGCUCAGGCAUGGGAGAUAGGAUUUACAGCUGAUUUUUUUUUUAAGGGAAACCUGGUAUUUGAUAAAUGCAGUAACCAGACGGUGAAAGUGAAAGCCCAUAAAGGCCAGCAUUAAUCAAAAGAGAACUUGAAUGUCCCCUUUUCAGAAGCACUUGAAUUCAAUUGAUCCAUUUAAUUUUUUUCUUAUUAAAUGGUGUUCUGUAAUAAAUCUGAAUGAAUGAACCCUAUGAAAAUUAUGCCUGGCUCAUUAAUAAGUCAUGAAAGUGGUUUUUCUCAAGUUGGACUGCUUGGGGAUGCCUAUCUAAUGUUUGAAUAAAAUGGAUUAGAAUUUUAAGAUUAAAGGGUGUGUGGCCACAUUCUCAAAAGUCAGUAAAAAUUUGAACUUGGACUUCAAGUAAUGUUACUCCCAUUUCUAAAAGGAGCUGAAAUUGUGGGGAGUAGCCUAGUUUCCAGUGAGCUAGAAUGUAAA
Messenger RNA from Psammomys obesus (fat sand rat), 7357 nucleotides. RefSeq names its product ankyrin repeat and sterile alpha motif domain containing 1B (gene Anks1b). The record is from RefSeq and is a predicted model, not a curated record. NCBI's taxonomy places the organism in Eukaryota, Metazoa, Chordata, Mammalia, Rodentia, Muridae. The coding region runs from base 199 to 4038 and encodes 1279 amino acids. Gene Ontology annotation, molecular function: protein binding. The transcript has 27 exons. Gene Ontology annotation, cellular component: cytosol.